Molecule: messenger RNA, 4373 nt
Organism: Erinaceus europaeus (western European hedgehog)
Lineage: Eukaryota; Metazoa; Chordata; Mammalia; Eulipotyphla; Erinaceidae
Gene: PARP3
Product: poly(ADP-ribose) polymerase family member 3
Exons: 12
Coding region: 755-2359 (534 amino acids)
Cellular component (GO): site of double-strand break
Molecular function (GO): NAD+ poly-ADP-ribosyltransferase activity
Source: RefSeq, a predicted model, not a curated record
GGUGUGGGAUGGGACAGGGCUAAAGCAGCCUGGAGCUACAGAACUGGGGAGCCAGGCAACCGCGAGAGAGGGAAUUAGUGCCCCGGGUCACUUGGCAACCCGUAAACAUUUGUUGCAUACCUCUGGCCCGACGUGCAAUGUUAAGGGCAAGUCAAUCUUCUGGGCCUUGGCUGUGGCCGCAUCAAAUGUCCGCCCUUGCGUGGGAUAGGCCAUCUCCCUUGCCUGCCCCAACUCUGACUCACCCUUCUGCUGACCCAAGGACUGGAAUCCUGUACACACCACCGCCCACGCCGCACCCACUGUCGGGAAGUCCCUCCCCAAGUCACAUUUCAGACUCACGGAGGGCUGGCAGAGGGGACCCUAGAAGCGAGACUGCUGUGGGAAAGGAGUCCUGACACUCAGUCCUUGUGCAGCCACCACUCCUGGGUCGCUGCUUCUCUUAGCUCAAAGUCUGGGACACUGACUGGCAUCUGAGAACUCCUGGACCCUUAGGAAGGAUUUCUGCCAGGCAAGGUCCGGAGCUCUGGAGCGGCAAAUGGAUCUGUCCACCUCCAGGAGUGCUGCCCCCUCUCCUCCAUAGCUGGGGUGACUCAGCCCAGCAACCACACCAAGUCCUGUUAGCUGACAGAGGGAGUGGCAGCGGGCAGUGCCCAGAGAGUGUUCCGCAGGGAGGAGCCCAGAAGUGAAAAGGGGAAAAUGCUUCUUUCACUUUCCCUACCACCUUUGACACUCCAGAGAACUAGGCAGAUCGGUCAUGGCUUCAAAGCACAAGCUCCCCAUGCAGUGUGAGAGCCUGGAGAAGAAGAAGGGACGGCAAGAUAAAGGAGAGGAGGACAGCUUCCGCUCAGCUGCGGAGGCUCUCAGGGCUGCACCUGCAGAGAAACGCACGGUCCGAGUGGACCCCCAGUGCCCACUCAGCCACAGCCCUGGGGCCCAGGUGUAUGAAGAUUAUGACUGCACCCUGAACCAGACCAACAUUGGGAGUAACAACAACAAGUUUUACAUCAUCCAGCUGCUGCAAGAGGGUGACCGCUUUGUCUGCUGGAACCGCUGGGGCCGCGUGGGGGAAGUGGGCCAGUCAAAGCUCAGCCACUUCAGCAUACUGGAGGACGCAAAGAAGGACUUUGAGAAGAAGUUUCGGGACAAGACCAAGAACAGCUGGGCGGAGCGGGACCACUUUGUGGCCCACCCCGGCAAGUACACACUUAUCGAAGUGCAGGGAGAGGAUGACACCCAAGAAGCCGUGGUGAAGGUGGAUGGAGGCCCGGAAAGGACUGUGCUUCGACGAGUGCGGGCCUGCUCCCUGGAUGCGGCCACACAGGAGCUUGUCACCAACAUCUUCAGCAAGGACAUGUUCAAAGAUUCCAUGGCACUCAUGAACCUGGAUGUCAAGAAGAUGCCCCUGGGAAAGCUGAGCAAACAGCAGAUUGCACGAGGCUUUGAGGCCCUGGAGGCGCUGGAGGCAGCCCUGAGAGCCCCCACAGAUGGGGGGACCAGCCUGGAGGAGCUGUCCUCCCACUUUUACACUGUCAUUCCCCACAACUUUGGUCGGAACCGGCCCCCACCCAUCAACUCCCUGGAGCUUCUGCAGGCCAAGAAGGACAUGCUGCUGGUGCUGGCGGACAUCGAGCUGGCCCAGACCCUGCAGGCAACCCCCGAGGAGGAGGAGGAGAAGAAAGUGGAGGAGGUGCCGCACCCGCUGGACCGAGAUUACCAGCUCCUCAAGUGCCAGCUCCAGCUGCUGGACCCAGAGGCACCGGAGUUCAAGGUGAUACACACCUACUUGGAGCAGACCGGCGGCAACUUCAAGUGCCCUGCUCUUCAGCACAUCUGGAAAGUGGAUCGACAAGGGGAGGAAGAGCAGUUCCAGGCCCACUCCAAGCUGGGCAACCGGAGGCUCCUGUGGCAUGGCACCAACGUCGCCGUGGUGGCUGCCAUCCUCACCAGUGGGCUCCGCAUCAUGCCACAUUCUGGCGGACGUGUUGGCAGGGGCAUCUACUUCGCCUCGGAGAACAGCAAGUCGGCUGGCUACGUUACUGGCAUGUCCUGUGGGUCCCACCGCAUCGGCUACAUGUUCCUGGGUGAGGUGGCCCUGGGCAGAGAACAUCACAUCACCGUGGAUGAGCCCACCUUGAAGCAGCCGCCCCCUGGCUUCGACAGUGUCAUUGCACGAGGCCACACUGAGCCUGACCCAGCCCAGGACACCCUGCUGGAGUUGGAUGGUCAGAAGGUGGCAGUGCCCCAGGGCCGGCCCGUGCCCUGCCCAGAAUUCAGCCACUCCAGCUUCUCCCAGAGCGAGUACCUCAUCUACCAUGAGAGCCAGUGCCGCCUGCGCUUCCUGCUGGAGGUUCGCCUCUGAGCAGCCACUGCCCCUUCCCUGGAGACCAGCUGAGGGGGCAGCCACCGCUGUCAAUCUUCUGCCCACCUCUGGUACCCCUGAUGCUCUUCUUCUUGCUUUCAGAGCUCCCUUCUGUGACCCAGACAGUGAUCCUCCGGCCCUUCUUAGCCCAGACACAGCUGUGACCCCAGAGGUGACAGCCUGCCGGACUGGCAUGAUUCCUGAGACACACACAGUGAUCCAGUCAAAGCUUUGUGGCGAGGGAGGCACAGGUUAAAGUGGGACCCCAUGGGAGUCGGGUGGUAGCGCAGCGGGUUAAGCGCAUGUGGCGCAAGCGGGUUAAGCGCAUGUGGCGCAAAGCAUAAGGAUCCCGGUUCAAGCCCUUGGCUCCCCACCUGCUGGAGGAGUCACUUCACAAGUGGUGAAGCAGGUCUGCAGGUGUCUAUCUUUCUCUCCCCCUCUCUGUCUUCCCCUCCUAUCUCCAUUUCUCUCUGUCCUAUCCAACAAUGACGACAUCAACAAUAAUAAUAAAAACAAUAAGAGCAUCAAAAGGAAAUAAAUAAAUAAAUAUUUUUUUAAAAAGUGGGACCCCACAUCCGCCCGGGCCAUCAUCUCAGGCCUGGACUGAGAGGUGGGGUCACUCAGGUAAGCUGAACUCAAGACACUCAUAGGCAGGGUUUCCAAAUGUACCUGCACCAGGCGUGGUUCUCCGAACCAGAGUAUCCCUCUGGCACAUGUGACACUGGGAAUCAAACUCAGGACCUCAUGCUCAGGAGUUCAAGACCUCAUCCACUGUGCCACCUCCUGGUCCUCAGCCUGGAUCUCCUUUCUUGUCACUUAGCUCUCCCUCCACACCACCCGGCAACUCCACUUGCUGCACAAGCUAGCACUCACUCACAAGGCUGGGUGUGGGUCACAACACAGGCCCUGGUCUUUGUAGACAUCCUGGCCCAUCUUCCCCCAUCACUGCCACAGCCAGCUGCUUCUGACAGUCCAGUCUUCAAAAGGGGACGUGAGGGAAUAAAUCAUUUUUAUUUACUCUGCCAUAAAUCGUUUGGGGCAUGUUGGCUUGUUUUGCCACCAGGACUAUCGCUGGAGCUUGGUGCCUGCACAACUCUACCACUACUGCCAAAGGCCACACUUUUGUUUUCCUUUUACUUAUUUUUGAAAAGAAUGAGAGACAGAUAGGGCUAGGUGGUGGUGCACCUGGUAAAGCACACAUAUUAUAGUGCACAUGGGCCUGGGUUCAAGCCGCUGGUCCCACCUGAAGGGGAAAGCUUCACAAGUGGCGACGUGGUGCUGCAGGUGUUUCUCUGUCUCUGUGCCUCUCUAUCUCCCUCUUCCCUCUCUAUUUCUAUCUCUAUCAAAUAAAUAAAAUUUUAAAAAGAGAGUGAGAGACGGAGAAUAGAGAGGAGAAGAGGAGAGACAUCAGGGGUAGAUAUGUGAACAGACUCUCAUAUCUGAGGCUCCAAAGUCCCAGGUUCAAUCCCUCAUACCACUAUAAGUCAGAGCCGGGCAGUGCUCUGGUAAGAAAAGAAAGAAAGAGAGAGAGAGAGGGAGAGGGAGAGGGAGAGAAAAGAAAGAAAGAAGCUGUGUACUGGUGCACCUGGUUGAGUGCACGUUACCAUGCACAAGGACCCAGGUUCAAGCCCCCGAUCCCCACCUUCAUGAAGCUUCAUGAAGCAGUGCUGCAGGUGCCUCUGUCUCUACUCCUAUCUCUUCUCCCGUCUCAAUUUAUUUUUUUUUAAUAUUUAUUUUAUUUAUUUAUUCCCUUUGUUGCCCUUGUUGUUUUAUUGUUUUAGUUACUAUUGUUGUUGUCGUUGUUGGAUAGGACAGAGAGAAAUGGAGAGAGGAGGGGAAGACAGAGAGGAGGAGAGAAAGAUAGACACCUGCAGACCUGCUUCACCGCCUGUGAAGUGACUCCCCUGCAGGUGGGGAGCCGGGGUUCGAACCGGGAUCCUUAUGCCGGUCCUUGUGCUUUGCGCCACCUGCGCUUAACCCGCUGCGCUACAGCCUGACUCCCCCAUCUCAAUUU